UGCUCAGUGCCGCCACCAGCAGCUUCAUUGCUGACCCAGUUCAGACUGACAGAGAGAGGUCCAGCAGUGUUCUCGACAUGAGCGACAGCGCAGCCGCCGAAACGGCUCCUCCAGCCUCCGCCACCACCAAAGCCAAGACUCCCAAGAAGAAGAAGGCGGCGGCUCCCAGGAAGAAACCAGCCGGUCCCACACUGAGCGAGCGGAUUCUGAAGAUUGUCGGGGAGAGCAACGAUCGCCGGGGGAUGUCCCGACCCGCUAUAAAGAAAGCUCUAAAUAGAAGCGGGGUCGAUGUGGAGAAGCAGAAUUCGCUGAUCAGGAUGAGUAUCAAGAGGAGUGUGGGCAAAGGCUCCCUGGUUCAGGUCAAGGGCUGCUUCAAACUCGCGAAGGAGCCAGUCAAGGCUAAAGUGGUAAAGAAGACGAGAACAGCAGCAGCCGCCAAGAAAUCCACCGUGAAGAAAACAACGGCCAAGAAUGUGACAGCAAAGAAAUCCCCAGUCAAGAAAGCAGCAACCAAGAAAGCGAGCGGCAAGAAGGUGACAACACCAAAGAAAGCGGUGAAAAAAGCAGCGCCGAAGAAAAAGACUCCCGUCGCGAAGGUGAAAAAGACCAAGAGCCUCAAGGCCGCAAAACCGGUCACGAAAUCGAGUAAACCGAAGACCAAAGGGAAAGUGCCCAAGAAAUCAGCAAAGAAGUGAACCAGUCUGUGCAACACGCAACCAUCUGAACCCAAAGGCUCUUUUCAGAGCCACCUAUUUCUCUCAGGAAAGAGCUGAGGCCGGAUCAAAUGAUUCUUGUCCUGUCUCCGAGUCCAGGCAGAUCAGAGACAUUAGUUAAUAUGAAUAAUACAAAUACACACUUUCUUGUCGUGAUUUACGAGAGCGGAGACCUGAGAACGGGGAUGGCACUUUAUAGGGAGGGAAUAGUGUACAGCAGCUGGUUGUUUCACAUGUAAUGUAUCACAUCGCGACUUGUAAUUCUGUCCAGACACCAAUGUUACAUUUGCAGUAUUUGCACUUCAUUGACCCUUCCAGGAAUGAUACUUUGUUCAGGUUUGAUUCUGGGACCCCUGCGAAUGUUAUGAUAGCGUGUUCUUCCCACCUGCCUGUUACAGACAGUUCAGGUACCAAUUACGAAUUGUUUACGGGCUAAUUAUAAUCCGGGUGAAAUAAACGUGUACCGACAAAGUGAGAUUCUAUAUCCUUUAUCGGAGUACACUAUUUUCA
This is a messenger RNA of Rhincodon typus (whale shark), 1223 nucleotides long. Its product is annotated as histone H1-like. Gene Ontology annotation, biological process: nucleosome assembly. Lineage: Eukaryota; Metazoa; Chordata; Chondrichthyes; Orectolobiformes; Rhincodontidae. The coding region runs from base 78 to 695 and encodes 205 amino acids. The transcript has a single exon. The record is from RefSeq and is a predicted model, not a curated record. Gene Ontology annotation, cellular component: nucleosome. Gene Ontology annotation, molecular function: structural constituent of chromatin; DNA binding.